Mobula hypostoma (lesser devil ray) is the source of this 5501-nucleotide messenger RNA. RefSeq names its product inositol-trisphosphate 3-kinase B-like. Bases 444 to 1664 code for a protein of 406 amino acids. Gene Ontology annotation, molecular function: inositol-1,4,5-trisphosphate 3-kinase activity; inositol tetrakisphosphate kinase activity. The record is from RefSeq and is a predicted model, not a curated record. Gene Ontology annotation, cellular component: nucleus; cytoplasm. Lineage: Eukaryota; Metazoa; Chordata; Chondrichthyes; Myliobatiformes; Myliobatidae. The transcript has 7 exons. Gene Ontology annotation, biological process: inositol phosphate biosynthetic process.
UCGUAACGCCGUCGUCACGGACACUCAGCUCCUCCGCCGCUACUCCGGCCAGAGGGAUCUCCCUCCCGCGGCCCGCCAAUGGAGCGCCCGGCUCUGCCUGCCGCCCCCGGGACGGUCCGCAGAAAGACUCUGGGAGCCAGCCGCCCGCUCUGAGCGCCCGGGGAGGCGGCAUCAAACCGCCGGGCUGCACAGCGCCGAGCGGUUUCAGAGCGCUUCGCGUCGAGAUCGGGCGAUUUCAAAGUUUGCAGUGCAGACUGGCGUUCUGAAAAAACUUUUACCGAAAGUUCUGGCCUUCUGAACGACGUUGUGUUGUGAAGAUUGUGCUGUGUAUGAGAUAGCCCGUCAGUCAGAGAACGACGUCCAAGCGACCAUUUGCAAGGAGUUCCCUCGCAAAGCCUUGGGUCCUCUUGCUUUGUAGCCGGUCCCUUUGCAGCAGCGGCCGGAUGGAGCCUGACAACCCCGGCAUGGAGACCCCAGGUUGCCCGGAAGGCGGACCCGAAUGCCAGGACCGGCUCGGGGGCUCCCCGGGUGAGGAGGACCCGUCCUCGCCGCCGGAGCCCGGCUCCGGUGCUCCCCGCGGCCAAGGGGGCGAGGUCCCGGGCGGCGAGGAGGCGAGGAAGGGAAGGAAGGACACCUCGAAGGUGAGGUCCUCCACCUCGUCCACCUCCUCCCUCAGCUACUCGUCCCUCGAGUCGGACGACGAUGUGUUCAGCGACGAGGAGCCGAGGCGGCGGGGCAUUCUGAGGAAGACCAAAUCAUGGAAGACCUUCUUCACGGCCAUGCACUGGACUUUCCGAAGAUCAAACUCCUGGGUACAGCUAGCGGGACACGAGGGGCACUUCCGGCCGAGCGAAGGGGGCCUGAUCCUGAAGAAGUUCAGCGGGACGGAGAGUGCCUGCCUGGAGACGCUGAUGGGUGAUGUGCUGAAGCCCUUCGUGCCGGCCUACCACGGCGUGGUGGAGAAGCAGGGAGAGCGGUUUACCCAGAUGGAGGACCUCCUGUCCGGCCUCUCCGCCCCCUGCAUCAUGGACUGCAAGAUGGGUGUGCGGACCUACCUGGAGGAGGAGCUGACGAAAGCCCGGAUGAAGCUGACCCUCCGCGAGGACAUGUACCAGAAGAUGACCAAGGUUGACCCGUCGGCCCCCACCCAGGAGGAGCACCGGCAGGGAGCUGUCACCAAGCCCCGCUACAUGCAGUGGAGGGAGACCCUGAGCUCCACGGCCACCCUCGGCUUCCGCAUCGAAGGCAUCACGAUGGAGAGCGGGACGGUUCUCAAGGACUUCAAGAAGACCAAGACGAGGGAGCAGAUCAUCGCCACGUUGACCCGUUUCACCGAGGGACAUCUGGGUGUGCUGAGUGGAUACCUGGAGCGGCUGCAAACAAUAAAGGAGGCACUGCUGCAGUCCCAGUUCUUCAGGUCCCACGAGGUCAUCGGCAGCUCGCUGCUCUUCAUCCAUGAGAGGAAGCGCUGCGUCAACGUCUGGAUGAUCGACUUCGGGAAGACGACGGCGCUGCCCGAGGGGCAGACCCUCAGGCACGACCUCCCCUGGGAGGAGGGCAACCGGGAGGACGGUUACCUCCUGGGACUCGACAACCUGCUGGGCCUCUUCGCCGAGACCAUCAGCAGGCAGCACUCGCUGGCCAGGGACGUGGCCGAGAACUGACGGAGGGCAGGGAGGGCCCGGCCCUGCCAAUGGGACGGCCAGCGGCUGCCUGACCUGGCGGAGGGCGUGUGCGAGGGGUGACUCGAUAGGCCCAGUGGCCUGGUUCUACUCUGCCCGACGGAGACGGUCGGAUCUGCUCUAUGACCACUCACGGGAAGGCGAGGGUCCCAGAUCGAUGCACAAACCUCUGUCCUGUCCCUCAGGGUAUCUCCGAAACACAUCCAUGUGUCCCGCCUCGUUUGACAGACGAGAGGCCGCUGCACAGCCGCGCUUGGGGUACAGUAUCAGAGACUGAUCCCCAUUAAAGGGCAGCUCGCACUCCCCGUGCCGGCCCCGGCUGUGAGGGCGCAUCUGUAAUCGGACAAAUACAGGGAAGCGAGACGGGAGGAACUCCAGGCAGCUGGUAAAAGAACUGUGGGACCUCGUAGGUUGAAGCUCCUUUACGCUGUGUUAUGGAAAGGCUGUGAUGGUGUGUGAUGGGACGGUGUGGAGGGAGCUUCACUCUGUCUGACCCCGGGAGUGUGUGAUGGGACAGUGGGGAGGGAGCUUCACUCUGUGUCUGACCCCGGGAGUGUGUGAUGGGACAGUGGGGAGGGAGCUUCACUCUGUGUCUGACCCCGGGAGUGUGUGAUGGGACAGUGGGGAGGGAGCUUCACUCUGUGUCUGACCCCGGGAGUGUGUGAUGGGACAGCAAGUGUCAGGGUAUUGGCUGCCGUGUACGGAACGAUACCGUUUCAAGCUUUGUGCGUCCCUGAUGAUAGCUUCCUACGAGGUUCCAGUAUUCGGUAUCACUUCACGUAGACACUACAGCUGCAAGUGGCAGCCUGCAGCAGGAACCGUGCCGGGAGUCGGGAGUGAGCGGGGAAGAAUUGUAAUUCCCGUCCGGUCCUCACGCCGCUCAGAUAAUCAAUCACGGAGGCUGCCGAAUGUUCUAGAUACAGAGUCUGGAAUUUUAGGAAUAUGUCAUCCCAUUUCCAUCCAUGUGAGUCCUUCUGGAUUCAUUACAGCACCCUGGCCCUCUUCCCGCCGGCAGUAGGAUCCAGGGACUGUGAGCCAGGAUGGCUACCGAGUCUUUGGCUUCAGCGGCCAGUCCGAGAUUAGCGCACCCGUCAGCUCAGAUCGGGGCUUCAUUGGCGGGAGGGAAGUCACAGUCCGGCGCCUGGCUGUGGAGCCGCCGACCCCCGGUGCUAUUCGUGCGUACGGAGAGCGCACCUUCGCCCUGUGCCCCGCCCCUGGGAGUUCCGCUUCUCCCCCACCCUAACGACGUGUCACUGGGUUAGUUGACCGCUGUGAAUUGCACCUCGGCAUGUGGCCGAGGGGAUGGGAAUGCAGGCAGUGGGUCUGUAUCUGGGCCGUGUCAGGGGUGUGACUGUGUGUGAGAGAGAGAGACUGAGACGCGUGUCAGGGGACUGGAACAACCUGGUGGAUGGAUUUGAUUGGCCAUGUUCCUAGAGAACGGGGAGACCCCAUCAAACCGUGGCUGCUGUCAAAGUUUACAGCAGAUAUCGGCGAGCGUUCGGGGCGGCCCGGGGCAACGAACCGAUCCCCUGCGGGCUGAACGCGAAUAUGACCCACCCACCGGUUAAUCCGGACUGCGAGUUCCGAUCCGGGAGUUGUGUUCAUUUUUUUAAACCGUGGCGUAACGUGCAAAAUGCUGGAGGAACUCAGUAAGUCAGGCAGCAUUUAUGGAAACGUUAAUAAACUGUCGGCGGUCCGGGCCGAAGCCCUCCUUCGGGACGCUAAACCCAGCGAUAUCGCCGGGGAAUAACGAGUGCCUGUGUAGCAUGCUAAACAACAGUGUGUUGGAUUAAAAAAAAACAUGUUGUCUACAUGGACUUCAUUAAGGCCUUUGACAAAGCCCCGCAUGGGAGGUUAGUUAGGAAGAUUCAGUCGCUAGGUAUACAUGGAGAGGUGGUAAAUUGGAUUAGACAUUGUCUCAAUGGAAGAAGCCAGAGAGUGGUGGUAGAGAAUUGCUUCUCUGAGUGGAGCCCUGUGACUAGUGGUGUGCCACAGGGAUCAGUGCUGGGUCCAUUGUUAUUUGUCAUCUAUAUCAAUGAUCUGGAUGAUAAUGUGGUAAAUUGGAUCAGCAAAUUUGCUGAUGAUACAAAGACUGGAGGUGUAGUGGACAGUGAGGAAGGUUUUCAAAGCUUGCAGAGGGAUUUGGACCAGCUGGAAAAAUGGGCUGAAAAAUGGCAGGUGAAGUUUAAUACUGGCAAGUGUGAGGUAUUGCACGCUGGAAGGACAACCCAAGGUAGAACAUACAAGGUAAAUGGUAAGGCACUGAGGAGUGCAGUAGAACAGAGGGAUCUGGGAAUAUAGAUACAAAAUUUCCUAAAAGUGGAGUCACAGGUAAAUAGGAUUGUAAAGAGAGCUUUUAGUACAUUGGCCUUUAUUAAUCAAAGUAUUCAGAAUAACAGUUGGAAUGUUAUGAUGAGGUUGUAUAAGGCAUUGGUGAGGCCGAAUCUGGAGUAUUGUGUUCAGUUUUGGUCACCAAAUUACAGGAAGGAUAUAAAUAAUGUUGAAAGAAUGCAGAGAAGGUUUACAAGGAUGUUGCCGGGACUUGAGAAACUCAGUUACAGAGAAAGGUUGAAUAGGUUAGGACUUUAUUCCCUGAAGCGUAGAAGAAUGAGGGGAGAUUUGAUAGAGGUAUAUAAAAUUAUGAUGGGUAUAGAUAGAGUGAAUGCAAGCAGGCUUUUUCCACUGAGGCAAGGGGAGAAAAAAAACAGAGGACAUGGGUUUAGGGUGAGAGGGGAAAAGUUUAAAGGGAACAUUAAGGGGGGCUUCUUCACACAGAGAGUGGUGGGAGUAUGGAAUGAGCUGCCAGAUGAAGUGGUAAAUGCGGGCUCACUUUUAACAUUUAAGAAUAAAUUGGACAGAUACAUGGAUGGGAGGUGUAUGGAGGGAUAUGGUCCAUGUGCAGGUCAGUGGGACUAGGCAGAAAAUGGUUCGGCACAGCCAAGAAGGGCCUAAAGGCCUGUUUCUGUGCUGUAAUGUUCUGUGGUUCUAUAUUAACAUCCAGCAGUCCGGGAAUCUGUCAGUUUGAACGAAUCUGGCCAUUCUCUAACCUCUCUCAUUAAUAAGGCACAGGACUGCAGCUCGCUGGAUGAUUUUUGAUUUUCACACCAUUCUCUGUAAACUCUGGAGAUUGUUGUGUGUGAAAAUCCCAGGAGAUUCGCAGUUUCUAAGAUACUCAAAGCACCCCGUCCAGCACCAACAAUUAUUCCAAAGUCAAAGUCACUCGGAUCACUUUUCUUCCCCCAUUCUGAGGUUUGGUCUGAACCUCUUGAUCGUGUCUGCGUGCUUUUAUGGGUUGAGUUGCUGCCCCGUGAUUGGCUGAUGAGAUAUUUAUGUUAAUGAGCAGGUAUGCCGGCUGCCAGCCCCAGUGGUGCAUGUGGGCUCAUUUUCAGCGUUUAAGAGAAGUUUGGACGGACGGGGGUGGGGUUGGGGGCUCUGGUCCCAGUGCCGGUCGAUGGGAGUAGGCAGUAUAAACGGUCCAGCACAGAUUAGACGGGUCAAAGAGCCCGUUUCUAUAGAGAGCUGUUCUACGGCUCCAUAAUGAUGAAGCCACACGGUGCAGGUGAACAGGAGAACUUGACUGAGGAUUCCCACUGGACAGGCGGGCUGAGCCGGGGUAAGGGGAUCUUCUGACCAGUAACGUGAUUUACACCCAGGUCCAGAGAGGACCGAGGCGGACUCGGCGGCAGCGACUGCGAGAGGCUCGUCUGUUUUCAGACUUGCCAGAGGUGAGCUUUGUAUGGUCCCUGCAGUAGAUGUCUCACUUUGUAAAUGAAUGCUUCUUUACUCAUCGUACCUGUCCUGACAAAUAAACACAGAAAA